Molecule: messenger RNA, 1768 nt
Organism: Mytilinidion resinicola
Lineage: Eukaryota; Fungi; Ascomycota; Dothideomycetes; Mytilinidiales; Mytilinidiaceae
Exons: 3
Coding region: 198-1388 (396 amino acids)
Source: RefSeq, a predicted model, not a curated record
GGAUUCAUUUGGUGAAGCUCCCCGGAGCCUGCACUAGAAGAGGUUCCCUUCUCCCCAGGGCUGUGCUCGUUUCUCGUCUCGACUCUGCACAGUACUUUUCUGCGGUCCUCGCGCCUGUUCCUUUCUUUGGAUAUAUAUCCAGUCACUUGCUCCUAAUUCUUCAUACCUCUCAGUCCCUCGCAUCACUGAUCUUCAUCAUGCUCCGCUCGACACUCGCCUUCCUGGCACCCGCCAUGGUAUCUGCCAUGGCCUUCCCCUGGGCGGGUCCAGAGCCCACGCUCGUGAUGCCCGAGGGAGACAACUGGAGCCCUGCCCCCACAAAGGCCCCAGAGCUUGGUCUACUCGAGCUUUUCAAGAAGCGAGCUGCUGGUGACAAUACUUGUGGUUAUAUUAGCGGUUCUUCUGCUUCUUCGUUGACUUGCAAUGACUCCAACUACGUUUGCGCAACCAACACGUACUACGGCGUCCACGGAUGUUGCGAUCCCAACAGUCUUGCCUCAUGCAGCAUUCCCACUACAUGUAUCGCCAGCAGCGAUCUGGCCGCCUCCUGCACGGACGCGGCUUGCUCCUCUAACAACUACAUAGCCAAGUGUACACUUACCGAUUCGCCGUACUGCUACGAAUGGCGAUAUGUGUACUCUACACGUACUGUCAUGACUGAAUUCGGAUGCGCCGAAUCCGCCUUCACCAUUUCCGUCCAGCGAACCUUCAGCGGUGAUCUCAACAGCGCUGCUGCAACCAGCUCCGAAGCCGUCAUUCCCAUCUCCACCAAGGUCAUCACCGUUGUCCCCUCUUCGUCGUCCGUUUCGUCUUCUUCGAUUCCCACAUCCCCCAGUGUCACCGGCACUGCCGCGACCGCUAUCGCCACCUCUAGCAACAUCUCCCUCCCAACGACAAAGAAGAAGUCCAAGUCGCAUGUUGGCGCGAUUGUGGGAGGCGUUAUUGGCGGUCUCGUUGUUAUUGGUGCUAUCAUCUUCGGCAUUGUCUUUGCCUUGUUGAAGAAGAAGAAGGCGAAGAACGCUGCCGCCGCCGCUCCACCUCCAAAUACCCAGGGUCCCGCUCCCGGCGUCGCUGAGUUCAAGCCGCAGCCCGGUGGAUUUGCGCCCCAGCAAGGCGGCUACCAACCACCACCACAACAACAGGGAGGCUACUACCAGCAGGAUAUCAAACCAGGCUUCAACAACCAACCGCAAGUGGGUGUUCCUGGCCAGGAAAUUGGCGGCAAUUCGCAAGCACCGUACAGCCCUCCGAUGAGCCCCGCUCCGCAAUACAGCGCACCGUUUAACCAAGGCCCACCACAAGGCAUUUCCGAAGCUGCUGGUACCCCCAUCCAGCCCGCACCGCAACAACCACACGCGCCACAGCACCAGGUGUACGAGGCCCCGUAGGCGCCCUCACUCGCUUUGGAUUCUCGUCACUAUUACAAACAUCAAAAAUUCGCUUAAGCGCCCCUCGUUUCCACCAUACCCUCUCUGUUUACACACGGAGAUGUCGCAGUCCUCCAAUCUAUCUUUGGAUCUGCUUUUCGGCGUUGUUUGGAUAAUUCGUCACGCCCGCCGCAUGCGCUAUUUGGAAUGAGUUAGUCUCUGAAAGUUUUUCUUCUGCUAUAUUAUAGCUAUUUAGCGGAGUCUUUGGACCGGUAGCAUGGCAUGGAGGCCUCUUGGAUUGGGGCUAGAUGAAUGGGACAGAAGAAUAGCAUUUCCUCAGCUGUAGAUACUGUAUUUUGCAGAGCCAUACUCGAGCAAAUUUUAAUCGUAUUUAAUCGCAC